Messenger RNA from Fusarium subglutinans, 1134 nucleotides. RefSeq lists its product as uncharacterized. Gene Ontology annotation, biological process: transport. The record is from RefSeq and is a predicted model, not a curated record. Lineage: Eukaryota; Fungi; Ascomycota; Sordariomycetes; Hypocreales; Nectriaceae. Gene Ontology annotation, molecular function: transporter activity. Bases 1 to 1134 code for a protein of 377 amino acids. The transcript has 5 exons.
AUGGGUCUUUUUAGAAGCGGUGACGACGAGAAGUCGAACGUUACUUGUCCGACGCAUUCUUUCGCCCAAGAUGCUGAGAAGAAUAUCACAGGUAGCUUGAGCUUUUACCAGCUGAGUAUGAUCAUUGGCGGAUCUUUCGCUGCUUUUGCUCUGAUUGUCAUGUUCUUCAUCAACAUGAUGCACGCAACGCAUCUAUCAAACCCUUCAGAACAAGUCAAGAUCAUGCGAAUCGGCACACUCAUUUCAGCGUUCUCCAUCAUUUCGUUCCUCUGCAUCUGCUUUCCCGAGGCAGCAGUCUACAUCGAGCCCUGGCUACACGUCUACGAGGGUUUCGCGCUCGGAUCUUUCUUCCUCCUCCUCUGCGACUAUGUCUCUCCGAACCGCGACCAACAAGACGUAUUUUUUGCUACAAAGAAGAAGAAUGGUAUCAAGUGGUUCAAGACACGCUGGGUCAUGAUCUUUCAGAUGCCCGUCAUCGCAAUCGGUGUCGCAGUCGCUACCGAUAUUACCCAAGCUGCCGGUAUCUUCUGUCAAGAGAGCAACGACCGACACUUCGCCAACAUCUACCUCCGAAUCAUCAUGUCGAUUUCCCUCGUCAUUUCAGUCCUCUCGAUCCUACAGAUGUACAUGCUUCUCAAGAAGGACCUCGCCCAUCAUAACCCGAUGUUGAAGCUCACUGCUUUCAAGAUUGUAGUCGGUUUAACUUUUAUCCAGGGUAUCAUCUUCACCGUUCUCAACGACCAGAACGUUCUCAAGACCAGCGAGACGCUCACUUACGCUGAUGUUCACGUUGGCAUUCCCAACCUUGUCAUCUGCAUCGAAAUGGCUCCUCUGUCGCUGUUCUUCAUGUUUGCCUACCCAUGGAGCGUUUACAAGUCUGGUCAUGGCCGGGGAAGCUUUUCCAAGUUGGAACAGGGCAACAUUCCUGAGGGGUCAUACCAGGGCGGUCCUCUCGGUAUCCACGCUUGGCUGGCCAUGAUGAACCCCUCCGAUUCUUUGAAGGCGAUCUUGUUCAUCUUCAAGAAAGACAACCGCAAUGCUUCUACAACCGAAGUCAACAUGACGGGAUAUCAGUCCAACGACCCUUUGGUAUCGCGUCCCUAUAACCCUCAGCCAUACUCUACCAAAAACUAA